CAGACGGUGUGGCAGGCACUGCUGAGGAGCCUGUGCAAUGAAAGCAGACGCUUGUGGGUUCCUCCACCAGUACGACAAGGCGAGGAUGCCCGUGUGUCGGUUCUUUCGGCUGUAUGGGGAGUGCAGGGAGCAGGACUGUGUUUAUAAGCACACUAAUGACGAUAUCAAAGAGUGCAACAUGUACAAAUUGGGUUUUUGCCCAAAUGGGCCUGACUGUCGUUAUAGGCAUGUAAAACAGCCUGGACCACCUCCCACUGUAGAAGAAGUUUUUCAGAAGAUUCAACAUUUGAGUUCAUUCAACUAUGGUUCUGGAAAUAGAUUCUUCCAACACAAGAACACUGGAUAUAAUCAACAAGCUGAGAGGCCUCAGUUUCCUCAAGGUCCAGCAGUGGCAAAUCAGCCCACAGCAGUGAGGCCACCCACUACAGUUGAACCACCAAGCAUGCAACAGCAACAACCGCAAACACAGCAGUCUCAACCUCAACAUGUUAGAGAGAAUCAGGUGCAGAGCGUGCCAAAUGGCUCAUCAAACCUAGCCAAUAGAGCUGCUUCACCGCUUCCUCAAGGGCAAUCUAGGUAUUUUAUUGUUAAAAGUUGCAACCGAGAAAAUCUGGAAAUUUCUGUUCAGCAAGGUGUUUGGGCAACCCAAAGGAGUAAUGAAGCUAAAUUAAAUGAAGCUUUUGAAUCUACAGAGAAUGUUAUUUUAAUAUUCUCAGUCAACAGAACUCGGCAUUUCCAGGGAUGUGCUAAGAUGACAUCUAAAAUUGGUGGGUUUAUUGGUGGAGGGAACUGGAAGUAUGCACAUGGAACAGCACAUUAUGGCCGGAAUUUUUCAGUCAAAUGGUUAAAGUUGUGCGAGCUGUCAUUCAAUAAAACACAUCAUCUCAGGAAUCCAUAUAAUGACAACCUACCAGUGAAGAUAAGUCGUGAUUGCCAGGAGCUGGAGCCUUUUAUUGGUGAGCAGUUGGCUUCUAUGCUUUAUCUUGAACCAGAUAGUCAACUCAUGGAAAUGUUAAUAGCUGCUGAAUCCAAGCGGGAAGAGGAGAAAGCAAAAGGAGUGAGCAAUGACGAUGCAUCAGAUAACCCAGAUAUAGUGCUGUUCGAGGAUAAUGAAGAAGAAGAAGAAGAAGAAGAGAGUGAAGAAGAGGAGGAUAGCAUAGGACAGGGUGGGGCGCAAGGGAGAGGGAGGGGGAGGGGAGGGAUGAUGUGGCAAGGCCACAUGCCCAUGGCCCGUGGAGGAAGGCCAUUCCUCCGUGGGUUUCCUCCUGUAAUGAUGGGCGGUGAUGGGUUUGGGUACCCUGACAGCUUUGGGACACCAGACAUGUUUGGUGUUCCUCCAAGGGGGAUGAUGUUUGGAGGCUAUGGCCCUAGAUUUGGCGGUGGUGACUUUGGUGGAGGUGGGAUGAUGUUUCCUGGUAGACCUCCCCAGCCUGGACCUGUCUUUCCAAUGGGAAUGGGGGGUAUGAUGAUGGGAAAUGCUAACAGGCCACCGUUCAUGGGCGGAAUGCCAGGAGGCAUGGGUCGGCCUGGUCGACCAUCACAGUUAUCGCCUUUCCUCCAUCCUCAGCCACCACCACUACCUAACAACAACAACAACCGAAUUGUGAAGAAGGAACAGAGUCGAACGGCAAACGACAGCAGAUAUGAGGUAGCAACUGAAGGUGGUGGCGGGGAUAAGUUUGUGGGAUCAAGGAGCAGUCUUCAAAAUGAGGAGAGCGAGAGCGAGGAUGAGGCGGCACCAAGGAGAUCAAGGUAUGGAGAGGGUAGUAAGAAGAAACGAUGGGAAUCUGAGGCUGAAGCAGGUUCAGAACAGUGGGAGACACCGGGGCCUGAGCCUCAGAAUCAAUGAGGACGAUGGUGCUAAGAAGAAGAAGAAGAAGAAGAAAGACUAGUCUGAAGUAACUUCAGAAUCAACGAGGAGAGGCAACAGCGGCUGAACCAGCUCGAAACAACGAGGAGAGUUUUCUUUGGAAUCUCUCGGAUGUUUUUUUAUAAAAAUUUUCUUUAUAAUGUAAUAUUGUUCAUCCAUGUCAUUCCAUCAUGUGCUUGGGAGGUUGAGAGACUGUUCAUGGUUUCUGACUUUCGAGGGGAUGCUGUUUACAAACGUGAUAGAUGUGUAUAUUACUGCCUAUGGCAUGAAGCGACCAACCUUAAUAUACAAUGGAGCCUAUGGCAUGACAAUAUAUUAUGAAAACUGUAGAUGUUACAUCGCA
Asparagus officinalis (garden asparagus) is the source of this 2213-nucleotide messenger RNA. Its product is annotated as zinc finger CCCH domain-containing protein 45. The transcript has 7 exons. The coding region runs from base 38 to 1849 and encodes 603 amino acids. Gene Ontology annotation, biological process: mRNA splicing, via spliceosome; regulation of mRNA splicing, via spliceosome. Gene Ontology annotation, molecular function: metal ion binding; mRNA binding; N6-methyladenosine-containing RNA reader activity. The record is from RefSeq and is a predicted model, not a curated record. Lineage: Eukaryota; Viridiplantae; Streptophyta; Magnoliopsida; Asparagales; Asparagaceae. Gene Ontology annotation, cellular component: nucleoplasm.